AUGAAGAGCUUCGAAGAACAGUUGCGCAAACAGGAAGCGCGGAUCCAGACCAUUCUGGAUUCUGCAGCAACAUUGGAGGAAAAGGUGGGAGAUACCUUCCAGGAUAUGAAGGCGCUGCUGGAGGCCAAUAGAUUGGAAAUGAAGACAUUCAUGACUGAUAUGAACAAUCAGUUCAGUACCUUCGUGAGGGGUAUACAUGGAGACAGGGGAAUUCUGGGGAGCCCCAACCACAAUCAAGGGACUCAAGCUGGGAGGUUGAUAGAAGGAGGAACUAGUGGGGAAGCAAUGAUGAAGAAUCACUACACAGUAGCUGUUCCUAGGUUGGAAUUUCCCCAAUUCAAUGGGAACAACCCCAGGGAAUGGGUGAGGAAGUGCGAGAAGUUUUUUCACCUUUGCAGAAUCUCUGAGGAGAACCAGGUGGAUAUAGCAGAGCUACACUUGGAAGGGCAAGCUGAUUUGUGGUACCAAAACUUUAAAAGGAACAAAGGAGGAAUUGCUUGGAGCGAAUUCAAGGAGGAAAUUUGUAGCAAAUUCAAGGAAUUGGGGGAGGAUGAUGUCAUCGAGGAGUUCAACAAGCUUCAGCAGACUUCAUCUGUACUAGCUUACCAGGAAAGGUUUGAGGAACUUAGAGCUUUGGUGUUGGCUAAGGUUCCCAAUCUGUCAGAAUCAUACUACAUUUCCUGCUUCUUGAGUGGACUGAAGAAUGAAGUCAAGACGGCUGUUAAAAUGCACAAACCAGACUUACUGAAGUUAGCCUUUGAGAAGGCUAGGUGGCAGGAACAUCUCUUGAAAGCACUCUCCAAAAACAACAGAGUGCCUUACAAGAAUUCCCUGUCAUCUAGUUGGAAUGGGGGACACAUUGGCGCCAAUGGAAACAGAAGGAUGCAACAAAACAGUACUGAGGAAACAAAAAAAAGGAAUGACUCUCAACCUGUCUUUAAGAAGAUCUCACCCUCUGAGUUUCAAUACAGAAAGGACCAUCAUCUGUGUUUCAGAUGUGGAGAAAAAUUCUCCCCUGGUCAUGCUUGUAAGAACCAGGAGCUUCACAUGCUGCUGGUAGAAGAGGAUGAAUCAGAUAAAGGAGAGGAAGAAGAGGUUAUUGAGUACAGGGGUACUAAUGCAGACCAAGCAGUGGUACUGGCUCUACAUUUGGUUUCAGGUGAGUUGUCUUCUAGCACCAUCAAAAUGCAAGGAAUGUAUGGUGAACACCAACUAUCAGUUUUAGUGGAUGGAGGGAGUACUAACUAUUUUAUCAGACCUGCAAUUGCUCAGUUAUACCCUGAGCAAGUCAGGAAAUUUAAACCUUUCAAAGUCAAAAUUGCAAAUGGAAAGGUUUUGCAUUGUGAUCAGUGGAUACCUCAGAUGAAGUGGGAGAUCCAGGGCCAUCAAUUUAAGCAUAAUGUAUAUGUGUUGGAUCUUGAACCUUAUGACAUGAUAAUUGGAGUUGAUUGGAUGAAGAAAUAUAGUCCCCUGACAUUUGAUUUUAAAGCAUUACAGAUAACUUUUGACAAGGAGGGUGAACAGGUCCUGUUGAAGGGGGACUCCGAGACUGCGCAGGUGAAGCUCAGGAAGGGGGAGGCUGCUGGCAAAGUUAUCAGGCACAAGGUCAGGAAAGCUCUGCAGCAAUCCUGCAUGGUAAAGGUCCACAAUGGCCAGGUGACUAGUGUGCCUAACUCUCUUACUGAUUUACUGGCUGAAUAUGAGGACAUUUUCUCUGAUCCUAAAACCUUACCCCCAUCCAGAGCUCAUGACCAUGAGAUACCACUUAAAGCAGAUGCUAGCCCCUUCAAAAUUGCUCCCUAUAAGUACCCCCAUUCACAAAAGACAGAGAUAGAAAGACAAAUUAAGGAAAUGUUAACCUCUAGUGUCAUUCAGAGCAGUCAUAGUCCUUUUGCCUCUCCCGCCCUCUUGGUAAAAAAGAAAGAUGGCAGUUGGAGACUCUGCAUUGACUAUAGACAACUGAACAGCUUGACCGUCAAAGAUUAA
This is a messenger RNA of Coffea arabica (coffee), 1986 nucleotides long. RefSeq lists its product as uncharacterized. The record is from RefSeq and is a predicted model, not a curated record. NCBI's taxonomy places the organism in Eukaryota, Viridiplantae, Streptophyta, Magnoliopsida, Gentianales, Rubiaceae.